Molecule: messenger RNA, 1131 nt
Organism: Emericellopsis cladophorae
Lineage: Eukaryota; Fungi; Ascomycota; Sordariomycetes; Hypocreales; Bionectriaceae
Exons: 1
Coding region: 1-1131 (376 amino acids)
Source: RefSeq, a predicted model, not a curated record
AUGGCGAACGAGUAUAUCGCCAUACCUGCUGUACUGGGAACCCUUGCGCUCGCAGCGUUCAUCUGGAAGCAGUACUAUGUUCGAACGCGCAUGGCCCCUCUGCGCAAAGCCAUGGCCAACCUCGUCCCACUGGAAAUCCGUCCUCCGAAAGGCAUCGACCCGAUGACGGACGCGUACCAGGGCCACGUUCAAGCAGAGGUGCGCAAAGAUACACAGCGCAAGUUACAGGCGCGUCUGGUUGAGGAGAGCUACAGCAACAGACGCGGGGAGCAGGUAUGGCUCGCCUACGAGGCGUAUGCGACGGGCGAUAGGCGAUUCUCCCUAGUCACUGGGGAUAGCAAGUGGGGGCUCAUAGCGCCCUCGGAGAUGAAACUGACCAAUGCUAUGCUUCGGCCUUCCGUCGCACAGAGGACGGUGGAAGAGGAACGGAUAUUGCAUGCUCUAACGCCUUGGCGCAGGAACAAGGGGACCACGGCCAGUCUCCUGAGCCUCGUCGGCUGGACUACCAUGUCUACUCAGGACAUCACGGCGGCCUCGGACGCUCUCAUUGCUAAGCUCGGCAAGGAUGGGGCCAUCCACGAGAGCAAGGAGCACAAGUUCGUCUUCGACCUCGCUUCUAGCAUGAUUGAGCCCGCCAACCGCGCUGAGGACUGGAACUGGCUUUGCGUGUGCACCACGACGGAGCGCAGGUUCCCUGCUAAGAAAACGCCGUACACGCCGCCGGCUGCCGUAGCCGCCACGUGGCUGCAUAGGAUGAGAAUGCCAUCGAGGAACCUCUUUACGUCCCAGCAAGUGAAGACGAUGGAGCAGAAUGCGGCUCUUUUGGAGAAGCAUAUCGCGGAAAAGGAGGAGGACUACGUCAUAACCAUCAUCAACAAGCAUGGAAAAGCGAGCGCACGCAUAGAGCCAGCCGGCAGUAGACGGGACGAUCUAGAGAUGGGAGAUACGCAGGUAGCGAAUGCAUGGAAAGGGUAUUCGGACUUCGAAGUAGCCUUGGGAGCAGGUCCUGGAGGAGACGCCAGAGGCGGGGGUAGUUCGAACAACUCUUGUGGCAAUGGCGCCGGUGGUGGUGAUGGGGGAAACGGUGGAGGCGGCGGCGAUGGAGGUGGCGGGGGAGAUGGAGGUAUUUAG